Owenia fusiformis is the source of this 482-nucleotide messenger RNA. The record is from the annotation of a GenBank genome assembly. Lineage: Eukaryota; Metazoa; Annelida; Polychaeta; Sabellida; Oweniidae.
CAAACAUGGAUGAUGAUUACAAUAAAAAGCAGCGUGUGCCGACAAUUAAGGAAUUGCUUUACGUAGCAACUGGUGUUGGAUUGGCAGCAGUUGUGAAUAGAACUCAAGCGAAACCUUUUUUUUCUUCAAUUCAACGUCACAUCAUAGGAGGGACCGUAGGGUAUGCAGUUUCCCAGGUUGCGGCUAAUUUUGAGAAGAAACGUCUCCUCCAGAAAGACAUGUUGAUACAAGAUUACGUUCGCAGACAUCCUGAAGAUUUCCCAGAUAUUAAAGUUUACUUCAAAGAGGUUCUAGAGCCAUGGACCCCGAUUCGGUGAACACUGAACCAUGCUUAGGGAAUUUGUACAUAGAUGCCAAAAAACUAUUUAAAAUCAAAAAUACCAUAAUUUGAUGUUAAAUGAUGGAAAAAUUGGAACCAUGAACACUUCGAUUUCAAAGUUUCAAAGAUGUUUUAACAAAAUAUUGCAGAUGUAUAAUUGGAC